AUGGCACACAGAUUAGGAGGUCGUAGAAAAAAUGUGAAAAAAGGGUUCCAAUUUACCUUAAUGGUAGUUGGCGCGUCUGGAACCGGUCGUACGACUUUUGUUAACACACUUUGCGGAAGCGAAGUUUUACCUAAAAAAGUUUGCGAUAAUCCGGAAAAUGCACAUGUUGAAGAAGGAAUUCGUAUAAAACCAGUUACAGUCGAGCUUGAUGAAGAUGGUGUCCGUAUCGCUUUAACAAUCGUAGAUACUCCUGGAUUCGGUGAUAAUAUUGAUAAUGAAUUUUGUUUUCAGGAAAUAAUGGGUUACUUAGAAAGACAGUAUGACGAUAUCCUUGCCGAAGAAUCUAGAAUUAAACGUAAUCCACGGUUCAGAGAUAACAGAGUCCAUGCACUUCUUUAUUUUAUUACAGCUACUGGCCAUUCUCUGCGUGAAAUUGAUAUCGAACUAAUGAAGCGAUUAAGUCCGCGAGUUAAUGUCAUUCCAGUUAUUGGAAAAGCUGAUACAUUGACUCCAACCGAGCUUAGUGAUUUCAAAAAAAGGAUUAUGGAAGAUAUUGAAUAUUACAAUAUCCCUAUUUAUAACUUUCCAUUUGAUGUCGAAGAAGACGAUGAAGAUACUGUGGAAGAAAAUAGUGAACUUCGGGCUCUUUUGCCAUUCGCAAUUAUUGGCAGCGAAGAAGAAAUAAGUGUCAAUGGUAAAUCUGUUCGUGGGCGUCAAUACCCAUGGGGUGUGGUCGAAGUUGAUAACCCUCAACAUUCUGAUUUUGCUAGACUAAGAUCUGCUCUAUUAAGUUCUCAUUUGCAGGAUUUAAAGGAAAUCACACAUGAUUUCCUCUACGAAAAUUACCGCACAGAGAAACUUAGUCGUGGUGUUGACAAUACUCCCGAAGAAACUAAUAUUCUACCUGAGGAUCUUGCUACGCAAAGUGUAAGAUUGAAAGAAGAACAAUUGAAGAGAGAGGAAGAAAAAUUGCGAGAAAUAGAAUUAAAAGUACAAAAAGAAAUUACCGAGAAAAGACAGGAGCUUUUAGCCAAAGAAGAAGCUCUGAGAAAUCUCGAGGCACGCCUUGCACAAGCUCAAGAAAAUCCAUAA
Ambispora leptoticha is the source of this 1092-nucleotide messenger RNA. Lineage: Eukaryota; Fungi; Glomeromycota; Glomeromycetes; Archaeosporales; Ambisporaceae. The record is from the annotation of a GenBank genome assembly.